Molecule: messenger RNA, 2162 nt
Organism: Oryza sativa Japonica Group (Japanese rice)
Lineage: Eukaryota; Viridiplantae; Streptophyta; Magnoliopsida; Poales; Poaceae
Source: RefSeq, a predicted model, not a curated record
CCCGUUUUCCCCUUGUCUCAAAGCGCAUUUUGGAGAUUGGAGUUUGGAGUUUGGAGAGAGAGAAAUGCAAAUCGGAAUUUGAAGUUUGGAGUCACCGCCGCCGUUGAGGUCCGUCGUCUCGUCCGAGUCCGGUCCGGCGGAAGUAGGGGCGGAAGUGCGGGCGGGAGAUGGGGGUGAAGAACCUGUGGGACAUCCUGGAGUCGUGCAAGAAGAAGCUCCCGCUCCACCACCUCCAGAACAAGAAGGUGUGCGUGGACCUGUCGUGCUGGCUGGUCCAGAUGUACAGCGCCAACCGCUCGCCGGCCUUCGCCAAGGACAAGGUCUACCUCAAGAACCUCUUCCACCGCAUCCGCGCCCUCCUCGCCCUCAACUGCACCCUCCUCUUCGUCACCGAUGGGGCUAUACCUUCACUUAAGUUGGCCACUUACCGCCGUCGCCUCGGAUCCAUUUCUCAUGCUGCUAAAGAAUCAGAUCAGCCCAAUUCACACCCAUCCAUUUCACUGCGUCGCAACAAGGGUUCCGAGUUCUCCUGCAUGAUUAAAGAGGCCAAGCGUCUCGGCAUGGCCCUCGGCAUCCCUUGCUUGGACGGAUUGGAGGAGGCUGAAGCACAGUGUGCAUCCCUAGAUCUAGAGUCACUCUGUGAUGGCUGUUUCACUUCAGACUCGGAUGCUUUUCUUUUUGGCGCUAGGACUGUUUAUAGAGAUGUUUUCAUAGGGGAGGGUGGCUAUGUCAUUUGCUAUGAAAUGGAAGACAUAGAGAAAACUCUUGGCUUUGGCAGGAACUCGCUGAUAUCACUUGCAGUGCUCCUUGGUAGUGAUUAUUCUAAUGGAGUUAAUGGGUUUGGCCCAGAAACAGCAUGCCGGCUUGUUAAGUCUGUAGGCGACAAUUUAAUUCUUGAUCAGAUUUUGUCUAAUGGAGUUAAAGCUACUAGAAAAUGUAAAGGGAAAAAUAGUGGAAACAAGGUGGACGACAUGUGCCCCAAAGCAAGUUCCUGCGAGGUUGGCAUGACUCAAGACUCUGAUGGUCAAUUUCGUGACGUCAUAAAUGCAUAUCUGGAGCCAAAAUGUCACUCACCUGAUUCGGAAGCUGUGCAGAGGGUAUGCGGACAGCACCCAUUUCUUCGGCCACAGCUUCAAAAAAUAUGCGAGGAAUAUUUUGAUUGGAGUCCAGAGAAAACUGAUCAAUAUAUACUUCCGAAGAUUGCUGAGAGAGAACUUCGGAGGUUUUCAGACCUUCGCUCUGCGUCUUCAGCACUAGGAAUAAAACCUUUGUUGAGUGAGAUACCAGUACCAUGCCCUGUACUGGCGAUUGUGAAGCAGAGGAAAGUUCAUGGGAAUGAAUGUUAUGAGGUUUCAUGGAGAAAUAUAGAAGGGCUCCAAGUUUCAGUAGUCCCUGGGGAUCUUGUUAAAAGUGCGUGCCCGGAGAAAAUAACAGAAUUUUUGGAGAAGAAGGGUGAAGAGAAGAAGCAGAAGAGGAGAGCAAGGCCAAAGAAAUCAGGGCAGGCUGCAGUGAAAGAUGUUGAUGAACAGCUCCAAGAGUUGCUGCUUGGUAUUGAAGCUGAUAGUGGUGGCAUAUUGGGUGCUACAGCCAGUGUGUGUCAGACUCUGACAGCAGCCUACACUGUGGCUGUGGAAGAUGUAGUUGAUCUGUCGUCUCCUUCUCCUCCUCUUCGGAAGCUCUCCAAGUCCCAAAAGAAGAUGAUGGCCGAGGAUGUCAAUGUGGCUGGUAUGAACAUGAACAAGAUGGAGUCAGAAAGUAGUUUUAGCACGCAAUCAAGUACUAGUGAUGUUGACAACCAGCUGAUUGAUCUGUCUUCACCCCUGGCUGGUGGUGAUAAUGGUAUGAAAGGUGGAAGAAGAGCCCUGGCAGACAUAAGCAAUGUUGGUUCACACAGCACUGAGACAGACGGAGGAGGAGGAGGUGGUGGUGGUGUGGCAUCGGUCGGCCAUGGAACCACCAUCGACCUAUCUUCUCCGUCGCCGGCCAUAGGCGACAGAUCAAGGGUUCAUCACGAUGAUGAUGAUGUAAUACACGAGAGGAAAGCAAGGGACCUGAGAAUGUUCCUGGACAGCAUACGGAACGAGCUGUAUUGAGUGAUUAUUUAUGAAUGUUUGGCUGGCGUUUUUUGAGAUGAUAGUGAAAUGGAAUUGGAAUUACAAAUC